GUUUGCUACGGCACCAUAGGGCUGGCUGGUACUACGCUCGUUUAUCCAUUGUCAGGGACGCAUUAUCUAGAAGAGAAUGGAUUGAAUUAUUUGCUGGCUAUGUUCGGUUCACCAUCUGACUUGUUUGAUGAUUGUCAAGGAAAGGCAAACAGGGUUACAGCUCUAAAACUUGCCCUUUCUGGUUAUCUUAAUUGAUCAACACAGUGACGAUUCGAAAUCCCCGCAUCCGCAUCCGCAGCAAACAACCAGCAGUAACACGAUACUCAGUCACGCACGGGGUUCAUCGUCCUGAUCGAUCGUUUUUACUUUCAUUGUCUACAUAAAUACGCUGCUUGCGAAAGUCCCCCCUGCCGAAUUAAAGACCGAGUGCCCCGAUUUCCUUAAUUGAGCUUGACCAAAUCUCAAGGUUGCCCAUUAUGUCCGAUAUCACCCCACCCGACCCGAUUGACGAGGAGUCCCCGGUCGUGACGCCACUUGAAGGCCGUCCGAAGGAGAAGCGCCGACAACGAUUACUUCGAGGUGUCCAGCGAAUGUCUUCUUCUCCCUCGCUACAACAAAUCGGUCGCUCUCGAUCUUCCAGCUCGCCGUAUAGCACUCGAGGGAGUUUGUCAUGUGUUAGUCUCGCACCGACACCCUCGUUUGGCCAAUACCAGUCUGGUAGUGUUACUCCUGGGUAUUUCUCGAAUGGGCAGUCUUCUGUUCCUGGCACCUCACUUACUGAAUUCCCUGCGUUCGAGGGAAUUGAAACUCGGAUAGCACGUAAAGUCGGCAAUGUCUCCACGACACAUCUAAACCCAACUACCUCCUCCUUACCAGCUGAGGUCACAACUGGAAGGUCUAGGUCGGGUACGGCCCGAAAGCUGCCUUUUGAAUUCUGGGCGAGGAUGCCUGACGAAAUGCGUGUCCAUAUCAUGUCGUAUCUCCGACCGAAAGAACUUGUCCGUAUCUCGCGUGUGAGCAAAGACUUCCACAGGUUUUGUUUCGAUGGCCAAUUGUGGACCCAUUUCGAUGCUACAGAGUUCUACAUGGACAUACCUGCGGAAGCUCUCGCCAAGAUCAUACUCUCGGCCGGUCCUUUCGUAAAAGAUCUUAAUAUCCGAGGAUGUCUCCAAAUCGAGCAGUCUAAGCGGGCUGAGGUUAUUGUUAGUUCCUGCAGGAACCUAAUCAAUGCGACCCUGGAAGGCUGCCGAAAUUUCCAGCGGACCACUCUACACGGCUUGAUUCGAAGCAACGAAAAACUUGCCAACUUGAACCUCACAAGUAUGACCGCGGUGACGAAUAGUACGUGCAAAAUUAUUGCGCAACAUUGCUCACAGCUCGAGACAUUGAACGUCUCAUGGUGUAAGCACAUGGAUGCUCGAGGGGUCAGGAUGGUUGUCAAUGGAUGCCCAAGGCUACGAGAAUUAAGGGCUGGAGAAGUCAAAGGGUUCGCCGAUGUCCGAGUCGCGGAGGCUAUUUUCUCGACCAAUAAUUUGGAGCGACUGGUAUUGAGUGGCUGUGCGGACCUUGACGAUGAAGCUUUCAAGACUAUGAUCCACGGUAGCAACCCGGUGAUCGAUAUCUUGACCGAUCGACCGAUAGUUCCACCGAGAAAACUUCGACAUCUAGACCUUAGUCGAUGCUCGCAAUUGACAAGCCAGGGUGUAGGUGUAUUGGGUUAUCUCGUCCCUGACCUACAAGGAUUACAAUUGAGCGGGUGUUCAGCGUUGACUGAUGCGGCUCUCCAGCCCAUUCUUGCCUCGACUCCUCGUCUUACUCAUUUGGAGUUGGAGGAACUUUCGGAGUUGACUAAUGAUCUUCUGUCCGAACAUUUGGCGAAAGCGCCCUGCGCACCAAAGCUUGAGCAUCUUUCCGUGAGCUAUUGUGAGAGCAUUAGCGAUAUUGGCAUGUUGCCUGUCAUGAAGAACUGUGUUAGCCUUCAGAGUGUCGAUAUGGACAACACGCGAAUUGGCGAUUUGGUCCUCACAGAAGCCGCGGCUAUGGUUAGGUCUCGGUCAACUCGGACCUCGACGCGUAGCUCGCGUCCCCGGAUUGGACUCAAGCUGAUUGUGUAUGAUUGCCAACUGGUGACAUGGACUGGUAUUCGGGAGAUACUGUCAUGGAACGCCGAAGUCAGGCAGCGAACUGGAGGUGUGGCUACUUACCCCACCGAAAUCAUUGGGCUCAGGUGUUUCUACGGUUGGCAGCAGACCGUAGAACAGCAUACGCAGCGGGUAUUGAAGGGUGAUUUCGCCGCGGCGGCAAGACUAGAGAGGAAGUGGGCAGAUUAUAUGCAAGCCGUCGAGGAAGCAGGGGCAGGCGGUGCGGGCUCCCGACGACGAAGACGACGCGCUCGUGAAGCCCAGAUGGCCCACGCAGACGAGGAAGGAGGCGCUGGCGGUCGCCGUCGCGCACGGACUGUGGCGGCCUCCUGCGCUGUUAUGUGAUGACGAUGAUUUAACGGCGUAUCGGUGCAUCAUAAACAUACAUAUUACUGGCGAAGCUGUAUGCUCUGACUAUAUCGGUGGUUUUAUCUUCAUUUUAUCGGAGGUCCCUUUAGAUUUCACUUGCGGGCGCAUAGGAGUUAUUACAGGAGUUUCUGAUUGCUACCAGAAUAUGCAUCUUAUCUUUUUUUAAAGGAACGAGGGUUCCGUGGUGGUGUAUAUAUCACCGUUGGCUUUUUAUCUCACAAGAUGGUUUGAGCUGAGACUUUUGCUAUAUUCAUGGGCUACUACCUAUCUGCUAUUUAAGAGGCUACCCCUACAAUGUUGACUCUGAUUCGAGUCCGUCAUUACCGGUGAUUUACACCUUCUA
Messenger RNA from Hypoxylon trugodes, 2793 nucleotides. Its product is annotated as RNI-like protein. The record is from RefSeq and is a predicted model, not a curated record. Gene Ontology annotation, molecular function: protein binding. The transcript has a single exon. Gene Ontology annotation, biological process: SCF-dependent proteasomal ubiquitin-dependent protein catabolic process. Gene Ontology annotation, cellular component: SCF ubiquitin ligase complex. NCBI's taxonomy places the organism in Eukaryota, Fungi, Ascomycota, Sordariomycetes, Xylariales, Hypoxylaceae. Bases 417 to 2426 code for a protein of 669 amino acids.